CCGAUUGUUUCAGUUCUAAGAAUCUCGCCCUGCAAGCUCAGAAAAAGAUCCUGAGUAAAAUGGCCACCAAAACCAUGGCUAACAUGCUGAUCGAUGACACAAGCAGCGAAAUCUUCGAUGAGCUGUACAAAGUAACAAAGGAACACACAAGAAAUAAAAAGGAAGCCCAUAAAAUUAUGAAAGACCUGAUUAAAGUGGCAAUAAAAAUCGGGAUCCUCUAUCGAAAUAAUCAGUUCAACCAAGAAGAGCUGGAAAUCGUAGACAAGUUCAGGAAGAAGCUGAACCAAACUGCGAUGACAAUUGUCAGUUUCUACGAGGUAGAAUACACUUUUGACAGGAAUGUUCUUGCAGAACUUCUGAAUGAAUGUAAAGACCUUGUGCACGAACUAGUAGAUCGACACCUGACACCAAGAUCCCACGGGCGCAUCAACCACGUCUUCAAUCACUUUGCGGAUGUGGAAUUUCUAACUGCCCUGUACAGCCUCGACGGGGAUUGUCGGCCAUACCUCAAAAAGAUCUGCGAUGGAAUCAACAAACUACUUGACGAGAAAGUCCUUUGAAACAACGCUCAAAACCAAGAAACCCAACCAAAAACUUCUCUGGAGAACUGGCCACCCUUCAUGAGCCAUGGUGAGCAAGCGAGCUUCCUUCCCAUCAGCCUCCUGCUGCAGUCUCCAGCAGGGGCCAGAAGGUGCUCACCAGGCUCAUGAUGAAGUGGAACACUUCAACCCGAAAGCUAUCAAUUUUAAUGUUGUGUGCAGAUAACUCAGUCUUUUCCGAGGAGCGGAGUGAACAAGGCUGCUGAUAUAUAUUGUUCAGAAACAAGAUUGCUAUACACUAUCCUCUUACUAGCUUUGUGUUCGAGGUUGAACAUGUGAAAAGAAAGUAAAUUCAAAACGCAUGGCUAUGUAGAAAUAGACAGGUGAAGGCAAGAGAGCAACGCAUGGACUCUACCACCCCCAGGCCCUUGGUGCGUCCUGUUUUUCUUAUUUCCACGCUAAACUGAAAAAGCUUAGACAGAAAGUAGGGCUGUAAUGGAUUAAGCUCCCUCAUUUCAAAAGGAUCAGUAAUCAAUGUGAGAAGGCAUCUGAUUUUACACGGUGUUUUAAGUCUAAUAGGGGAAUAACAAGUAAUACAAACCAAGUAGAAGUGGGAGGAAAUUUUAAGAACUGCCCUGUGAAGCAGUAUUUUCAUUACAGAGUUUUGGUUUAUACCCAGUAACAGAGAGAAGGUUUCAUUUUAAUUUUGAAAAGCAGCUCAGUGAUUCAAGCUCAAAAAGUAACCAGAAAACUACAGUACUACAUCAGGUUUGCAUAUUUGGCAACAUCAGACAAGUUUUAAGCUGAAGAUUGUGCUGCUCUUUGUGCUCUUACUGUUGUGCCUGACAGAACAAAAAUAUUCUUUGUGAAGAUUUUUGAAAUUGCACUUGUGAAGACACCAAUGGAUGGACAAAGCAAGGCUUACAUCCCCCUCCCCCCUUCCCCUCAAAAUAUUCAGCCUAGAUAAAACUCUCGGUUUAAUGAUGUUAAUUUGUGCCUACAGUAAAACAGAGGUGUGAUAAAAAAAAAAAAGUAACCCCAGCCACUGUGCUCACAGGGCCUCCAAGUGUAGUACAGCCACAGCAGUCUUGAGAGAGGACAAGAACAGCCUUAGUGACUCUGGGGAGCUUCAGGAAUGAUUUUUUGAUCAGAAUGUUUUCAGUGACUUCUUUUUUCCUUCUUUAAGCAAAAUAUACUGCUGUCUUCAAACUGAAAACAUUUUGCCAAGAAAUAUUGGUUUCUGUAGUUUCGUUUGAAUGAAGGGAGGAUGGGGAGCAGAUACACCAGCUUGCCACAGCAGCAUCCUGCAGCUGGGUAGGUGCUGACUGGCUCUAAUUAAGGGAAUUAUGUUCAUCUCUCCUCUCCGUGCCCCCCACAUCUUGUUCUCCAGACUCACCCCUAGCUACUGACGCCUCAGUAUCAUGUACCAUCCCCUUUUAAUUGACACGGACAGCAAUCCAUCCCAGUAUCUGGAGGGAAGCCCUUCCUUAUCACAUGUAUUAUAAUGCAGAGCUGCGUGUACUUGAAAACUGACAAAAAGACAAGAAAAUACAUUUGAAAGUUGUUCCUCUCUAAGGAAAAAUUUCCAGUGUUGAUCAUUUACUAUUUUAGGGUAAGAAAAGUUUCUGUUUCUCAUUUAAAUACUACGGUAGUAGAGAAAACCGUUCAGAAUUUUACUGUUCUCUCUUUUCUCACUCCAGAAUUAACUCUAUUUUAUCUCUUGCAACAACAAUUUUGACUACCACACCUUCAACACAGCUCAGAGAGCACUCACACCCAAACCAGGUGUUCGCUUGGGCUGUGCUAGAUGCAUUUUUAUUUGUUCCCAGGAGAACUCAUUUUGGAGCCCAGUAGAAAUGGCAGCGCAAGACACAGCAGCAGAGCAGUUUGUAACAACAUAAAUUUUCCCCACCUAUUUCUUUUAACUAUAUAAAAAAAAAAUAGCGUAUUUAGUAGCAAGGAAGAUGGACAAUUCCUUUGCAACACAGCACAGUAACGAAACACCCACAUUUGGGGUUGCAGGUUCAGCCGUUUGCAGAGCCAUAUUUACAUGCACCGUUAGCUGCAUUUUUUCCAAGCACGUACUUGUCAACUGAUGCUUUUGAACAGUAUUUAUUGUACCCAACACUCCUGUCCCAGUGCACAUGUCAGAUUUUGCGUGUUUGUUUUACUUGUGGCAAACAAAUUUGGUUGUUUUUUUUUUUUUAAAGCCAGGAAAAGAGAUUAUUGAACAUUCAAGAUGGGUAAAGGAAAGGAUAAUCCUGUAUCUGUGACUUUCUUUUUGUGUGUUGCAAGUUAUCAAUAUUCAGAUUCUGGUAUUUUAGACACACCAGCUGAACAUCUGUUGUUUUAUUUAUAAAUCUGAGUAGCCUUAAGGAAAGAGAAUGUUUUCAAGUAUUUCUCAUACUUGCAUAUCCUGUAUAUUCAUUGUUUACUUUUGUACUUGUAGCUUGGUAUGUAAUAACAUUGCUAAACUAUGGGCAAUGUUCAGGUCACCUUAAGUAUAUGAUGUAUUAUCAUAUUUGUGGAUUAAAAAAAAAAAUGUGUGAUUACUGCC
Molecule: messenger RNA, 3096 nt
Organism: Athene cunicularia (burrowing owl)
Lineage: Eukaryota; Metazoa; Chordata; Aves; Strigiformes; Strigidae
Gene: TNFAIP8L3
Product: TNF alpha induced protein 8 like 3
Exons: 1
Coding region: 60-560 (166 amino acids)
Biological process (GO): regulation of apoptotic process
Cellular component (GO): cytoplasm
Source: RefSeq, a predicted model, not a curated record